Scaptodrosophila lebanonensis is the source of this 2334-nucleotide messenger RNA. Its product is annotated as probable G-protein coupled receptor Mth-like 10. The coding region runs from base 172 to 1884 and encodes 570 amino acids. Gene Ontology annotation, cellular component: membrane. Lineage: Eukaryota; Metazoa; Arthropoda; Insecta; Diptera; Drosophilidae. The transcript has 8 exons. Gene Ontology annotation, molecular function: G protein-coupled receptor activity. Gene Ontology annotation, biological process: cell surface receptor signaling pathway; G protein-coupled receptor signaling pathway. The record is from RefSeq and is a predicted model, not a curated record.
AAAAAAGUCUCUAAUCGUAUACACUAUACUCGUAGGUUUGUCUAUGCGACGAGAUGAAAAAAUAAACGUAUUCCGUCGAAAACUAAUUUACAAUUAAAUCUACGCUGUUGCUUUUGUUAAUAAUUAAAAACCGGUCAGCGUAAACGUCACAACGUGCAACUCUAAACGUUGAUGCAUAUGGCAGCGCAUGCCAAAAGUGGACCGCUCUACUGCGGGGUCACCUUGAUUGGUGUCUUGUGUCUGGUCGCAUUCCGCUUGCUGCCAGGCACACCUUUCGGGGUCUACGCUCUGCCCGAGGAGAGGAAUUAUCAUCAACGCGAUGGCAUCCACACGCCCUGCACCUUCUUCGACACGGUCAAUGUGACGGGGGAUAUGCGCUUCGACAACGGCAGCUACCUGCACGACGGCGUCAUCAUUCCCAGGCACCUAGUCGGGCUAUACGACUACAUCUACAAGGAUUUGGUGGAGAGGGUGGAGGUGACGCCCCACAUGCGUGGCUGUAUCUGUAAGCUGAAGUCCUGUCUGAACAUCUGCUGUCCCUGGGGCAGUGUCUACGACAGUGGUAGUGGGGAGUGCCGCAACGGCACUCAGCACCUGUGGCCGGAACCCUUCCUGAAUGUUACCUUCAGCAACUAUUCUCUGCAGUCGGUCAACAUUUUCAAGCAGUACGUUGUACAGCAAUUCAGGCCCUGCGUGGAGAUGUUUUCAUUGCAGCCGGAGCUGAAUGCCUACGACUCGUGGCUGCUCUUUGAAAACGGCACGAUGCUACGCGAGGACGACAUGACCUACAUAAGCAAAAAUGAGUUUUGUCUAGUGCCGACGACAGUGAAUGAUACCGAUAUAUAUUACAGCAUCAAUCCAGCCAAUUGCGACGUGAUGAGCGAAUACGGAACCGUGAAGAUUAUCAAUGCAUAUACCAUGCUGUUCUCGAUACCCUUCAUGUUGCUGACAAUUGCCGUUUAUCUGCUUAUUCCGGAGCUACGCAAUCAGCAUGGCAAGUCAUUGGUGUGCUACCUUUUAGGUCUUUCCGUCGGCUACUCGACACUGUGCUGCGUGCUAUUGAUAAAGCAUUUGAAUCCGGAGGGCAUGUCCUGCAAAGUUUUCGGAUACACUGCCUAUUACUUUUUCAUGUCGGCCUUCCUUUGGCUAAACGUCAUCAGUUUCGAUUUGUGGCACAACUUCCGGGGCACACGGGGCGUCAAUCGGUUCCAGGAGAAAAAGAGAUUCCUCUUCUACUCCCUGUACUCGUGGGGCUUGGCCCUGGUGUUUCUGGUUUUCACAUGGUAUGCCCAGGAAAAGACCGAUUGGCCAGCUGAGCUAAAGCCGGGCAUUGGAGCUGGCAUCUACUGUUGGCUAGACAUGCACAACUGGUCCGCUAUGAUAUACUUCUUUGGGCCCAUACUUAUUAUCAUUGUGGCAAACACCGUCAUGUUUGUGAUGACGGCCAUUAAAAUCCACACAGUGCAACGCGAGAUGGCUCGGAUUAUAGCUCGAGAGGAUAGCACCAAGAAUUUACGCACCGAGAAGGAUAAAUUCGGCCUAUUCCUACGCCUGUUCCUCAUAAUGGGCGUCACCUGGUCCUCCGAGAUAGUAUCGUACUUUGUGGGUGCCGACAAAAAACUGUCAAAGGUCUUCUACAUAUCAGAUCUGUGCAAUGCCAUGCAAGGUUUUCUCAUAUUUAUGCUGUUUGUGCUAAAGAAGAAGGUUAAACACUUGAUAACCAAUAGAUACUCUAGCACACGCGACAGCAGCAAUCAACGCCAGAGCCAGUACUCCACCAAGACAACAUCGAGCAGUGUGGCGAACCUAUCGCUGCAUGAGAAGUACUCCGCAGAAAAGCCCUUUAUCACGUCUCAGGAGCAACGCACUACCAGCUUCCGCUGAGAGCCAUAUGUAGAAUACAUUCUUGGAUAUGUCAAUUGGAUAUCGAUAAAAGCGCUCUAGUCCAAAGUACUUUAACCUAUAACCACAGCACUCCGCUCACUACGUUGAUUCAGUUGCCUUGCGUUAUGUGCUAAGCAUCGAAUAUUUGAGGAGGCCUUUGCGUCAGCCACAUCAGCCAUAUUAUAGCAUUAUUAUCCUGUUACUUUUAUUCAUAGACUAUAAAAAGACAUUAUGCUAAGAAUUUGUGUGUAGAAACUCUCAUAUUAACUACUAUACUUGUAUGUGUUUGUGGUAGAUGCUUUAUGGAUUCAUGUGAUGAUUUUCUUAACAGUUUCUCCAUUACUCGUAUGUUUUUUUAGUUCUCUUGCGAGGACUUUCUUAGUUUUGUAAGUCAUCCGAAAAACGCCAUAUCGAGUUUUCAUCAGAAAAUAUAGUAAAGUAAAACAUUGA